Amoebophrya sp. A25 is the source of this 206-nucleotide messenger RNA. The record is from the annotation of a GenBank genome assembly. NCBI's taxonomy places the organism in Eukaryota, Dinophyceae, Syndiniales, Amoebophryaceae.
GCGACAGAGCUUACAACUUCAACUUUAUUAUCUCCUGCCCAAAUAACAAUAAGUGUAAGUGGUGGUGCCAAGAAGGCCAACAGUACUAUACGCAGCGAAGAAGAUCUUGAUGGCUUUACCGAAGAACCUUUCAUGCCUCCAUGUGGAAACUUCAACAUGCCACUUUUCAGGACCUCUGUGGCCACAGGUGGGAACACGACUGCAGG